Dermacentor silvarum is the source of this 703-nucleotide messenger RNA. RefSeq lists its product as uncharacterized. The transcript has 2 exons. Lineage: Eukaryota; Metazoa; Arthropoda; Arachnida; Ixodida; Ixodidae. Gene Ontology annotation, molecular function: sequence-specific DNA binding. Bases 112 to 648 code for a protein of 178 amino acids. The record is from RefSeq and is a predicted model, not a curated record.
GUGGACUGCGGGAAUCGACGGACUAGCGUGUGUUUUUCUCUGUGCGUGGCGCUUGUUUGUGUCGUUGCUUGUUUGUGUUGUAGCUACUCACGGUUUGAGUGAGUAGCAACGAUGUACAAAAGCUACUCGUCAGGGCGGCAUUGUGCAGUCGUCGGCUGCACGAACAAUCAACGCAAGCGCAAGCUUCUGAUGAAUGAAAUCUGCGCCGACCAUCAGUGCAACCGAGGUACGUGUGGGUGCGGUGUGUACUCAUUGCACAGAUUUCCGGCUGCACCUGAAAAGUGUCGGGAAUGGGAAAUUGCCCUCAACCGCAAGGACUUCAAGCCAAGCAAGCUUGCACGUGUAAGUGUUGUCCUACUUGUAACUAUGGGCACAAAGCUAAUAUCCACCGCGCCACUUAUGCCGUUCCGUUGCGCGUUUCAUCGUUUAUUACAGGUCUGUUCCGUUCACUUUGUUGACGGCAAACCUACUGCCCUAAAUCCGUGCCCAAUGCUUGGCCUCGGCUACGCAAAAAAGGUGACACGUGGAAGGAGGCCAAUCCUGAGAACCCUCCAGCCAACUUCAGUGGCUGCGUCAGUGCAGCUUAUGGACAGUCAGGUAAUAUGUUCCCGAUUUGUCUUCAUCCAAAUAGUCGAACUGUCCCUGUGAAAGAUCAUUCAACUACGCUAAAUGUGGUGUAAAUAGCAAUUUUCAUGGCAUGAUA